Oryzias latipes (Japanese medaka) is the source of this 4233-nucleotide messenger RNA. The record is from RefSeq and is a predicted model, not a curated record. NCBI's taxonomy places the organism in Eukaryota, Metazoa, Chordata, Actinopteri, Beloniformes, Adrianichthyidae.
CAAAAUUAUACCAAACAAACUGUAAUACUACCUCGCCAAUAAUUCCAUUUCAGUUUUCUUUUCACCAAGGACGAUGGUUCUGUUUUGACUGGGAUUCUUAUUUACUGAUUCAUCUCUUCAAAUAAAGCACACCGCAAGAUGCUUCCAAAGAGCAGUCAGAUCUUCCUGCACUGACAGAUCCAUCAUAUUUUUGGUUCAAUGAUCAAAGAGUUCUAAAUUUUCAAUAAACCUCCUCACUCAAACUUUUUUUUUUUUUUUUUUUUACAUAAAGGCAGGAUUUAGAACAUGCUACUACAAAAACUGAGAUCUAUCGCUUUAAAUGGUCUGGGCUUUUUUGUGCAGAUGGAUUAACCACACAAGAAGCACUUGGAAACAAUACAAUAGUGUAUUCUCGCUCACUGUAAUCCUUAAAGGUAUUGCAAGAACUUUCAUAUGACUGCAAAGAAAAGGCUGCUCAAAAUACUGCAUCUGAAGAAGGCUUUUGCCCAUCCAUUAAAAACUACAAAUGUCAACUGUAAGUAACUAUCAGUCUUUAUUUACACCCUUGUUUUUAUUUUUGUUUCAUUUAUGGUUUCGGUAACUUCAAACUUAAGAUUGAUCAGGUAGAGCUUUACCGGUGAGGCCUGUACUCCUAAAGCCCAGAGAGUAUUUUUAGUAGUGAGCAAAGUUCCAUAAAGUAAACUGAACAGGGGACAAAGAUAAUUCACAUCUAGCCUUACACUCUUCCUGGUGCUCCAGUUUCUAUAGUACUAAACAAUUUUACCUUAAGUAUUUGGCAGACUUUUUUUCCCUAAUGACUAAACUAGUCUGUUUUAAAGAUUUGGUUUGUGUCUUUUGAGGAAGAUAAAUGUGAGAUUCUGCAGACAACAUGAUGCUUCUUCUUUCUGUGUGUGUGUGGAGUCACUUUGUUGACUUUUAACCAAAUUUACUAAAUUUUACUGUUUCGACCCGUCAGUAAUACUUUGGCAUCAUACAAUGAACCCCAUGUUCUCAGUUGAGUCUUAAAUACAAGUCUAAAAACGGGCUUCGUUUCUUGAUUGUAGUCCCCUCCAACCUCUUGUGAUUGGAUGCUCCUGGUUGAACAGAAGAAUAUAAAUGUCCGAGUCACAACGAUGGAUGCAGAGCUGGAGUUUGCCAUUCUGCCCAGCACUACUGGCAAACAGCUUUUUGACCAGAUAGUGAAAACCAUUGGGCUGCGAGAGACGUGGUUCUUUGGUCUUCAGUACCAAGACAGCAAAGGCUUUUCCACCUGGCUCAAGCUAAACAAGAGGGUGACGGCUCAAGAUGUGAAGAAAAGCAAUCCUUUGUUGAUCAAGUUUAGGGCCAGGUUUUACCCCGAGGACGUGGCUGAAGAGCUCAUCCAGGAAGCAACGCAGCGCCUCUUUUUCCUGCAGGUGAAGGAGAGUAUCCUAAACGAUGACAUAUACUGUCCACCUGAGACAGCAGUGCUGCUGGCCUCUUAUGCAGUUCAGGUCAAACAUGGGGACUACAGGAAAGAUUAUCACGUCCAGGGAUAUCUCACAAAGGAAAGGCUGCUGCCACAGAGGGUUUUGGAGCAGCACAAGCUGAAUAAGACUCAGUGGGAGGAAAGAAUCCAGAAGUGGCAUGAAGAGCACAAAGGAAUGUUGAGGGAGGACGCUAUGUUGGAGUAUCUGAAGAUAGCUCAAGACCUGGAGAUGUACGGCGUGAACUACUUCAACAUUAAAAACAAAAAAGGGUCAGAGCUGUGGCUCGGAGUGGAUGCUUUGGGUCUGAACAUUUAUGACAAAAAGGACAAGAUGACCCCAAAAAUUGGUUUUCCCUGGAGUGAGAUCAGAAACAUUUCCUUCAACGACAAGAAGUUUGUCAUUAAACCGAUUGACAAGAGAGCCCCGGAUUUUGUUUUCUACGUGCCCCGUCUUCGUAUCAACAAACGGAUCCUGGCAUUGUGCAUGGGAAAUCAUGACCUGUACAUGCGCAGACGCAAACCUGACACCAUCGAGGUGCAGCAGAUGAAGGCCCAAGCCAGGGAGGAGAAGAGCAAGAGGCAAAAAGAAAGGGCUCUUCUUGAGAGUGAGAAAAAAAAGCGAGAAUAUGCUGAGAAGGAAACAGAAAAGAUUGCCCGUGAGACCAUGGAGCUGAUGGAGAGACUGAGGCAGAUUGAAGAGCAGACAAAGAGAGCUCAAGAUGAGCUGGAAGAGCAGACUCGCAGAGCACUUGAGUCAGAAAAGGAGAGAAAAAUUGCUCAAGAGGAGGCCGAGCGUCUGGACAAGGAUCGCAGAGCCGCAGUUGAGGCUAAAGAAACCCUUUUGCACAAUUCUGAAACCCAAAUCAAGAACCAAGAAAGCCUGGCCACUGAGCUGGCAGAGCUUACCUCUAAAAUCUCCCAGCUGGAAGAAGCCAAGAAGAAAAAGGACGAGGAGGCGAAGGGAUGGCAGAAAAGGGCUGUGAUGGUAGAAGCUGAUUUGGAGCGAACCAAAGAAGAGCUGAAGACUAAACUAAUGGGUGUCCACAUCCAGAAUUCUGUCCAUCCUCACAUGCAUGAGCAUGACGAGACGGAUGAGAGCAGCGCAGAGGCGAGCGCUGAGCUGAGGUCUCCAGGCAUGGUCCGAGACCGCAGCGAGGAGGAAAGAGUCACAGAAACGCAGAAGAACCAGAGGCUGCAGAAAAACCUAAAGUUCCUGAGCACCGAGCUGGCCAGAGCUGUGGACGAGAGCAAAAAGACCCCCAAUGACCUGAUCCAUGCCGAGAAUGUGAAGCAAGGCCGUGACAAAUACAAGACCCUUCGCCAGAUUCGCCAAGGCAACACUAAACAGCGUAUCGAUGAGUUUGAGUCUAUGUGAGACAGCUCCAGCUAAAGGAAAAACACAGAUAAUGAGCUAAAGUUUUAGAAAAGUAGAUGUUAACUUUGACAUAAGUAAUCAGUUUGAGGUAUCUGAAUCAAUAAUAAUUAUUUUAACUGUGGUGCCAUAAUGUGGGAUGGCUGUCUUUGAUUUUUCCUACAUUAACCUCUAUAUGGAGGGGAAAUGAAUGAAAUAAAAACUGUCAUUAGAAAUAAAAUGAUUAGCAAUGAAGGGAAAAAAAGGCAAAUAUUACUGGUUAAUAGAUGCAAACUGAUUGUGGCCUUCUUUUCUGCUGUUCAUCACCACCGUUUAGCACACAAUCGCAGUCUGUAUCAGCUUCCAUAUAAAUAGGCAAACAUUGUCUUGAUGAAGCACUUAAAUUUCAAAUAACUUUAUAAUCCUGUUAAAGCUCAUUUUAUGUAGUUCUCAGAAGAAAGGUCCUUUCAGUAUUGGGGGGGGGGGCAAAUAAAGUCCAGUUCAAGCUCUUAAUCCAAUCUCAUUACAACAAGUUUGAGUUAUUUUUAAUCUAGUUUAGUGCAUUUCCACCAAUCUUUUGUCGUUUCAUUCACACAAUGCUGAAAAUAACCUAACCAACAGACUGCAGCUUAACCUGGCCUUAGUUAAAGCCUGUGUCCUGAGCAGGAUGCAGUAAAGAGGAAUUACUCUCCUUUAAGAGGAGGAAGACCUGCCUGCCCCACAAGCCAGAGGUCAGUAGGGUCGGAUAGCGAUUGCAAUAAUGCCACACAUUCUUUACAGCAUAUAAAGAAGACACAAGAAGAGGAUGAGGACAGUUCUUUUUUAUACAUUUAACUAUUCUAUAUACAUGGAAGCAAUCAGUUUGCCUUAAUUGAGUGAUUUAAAAAUUAAAAAAGUCUAACCUUGGAGCCAUUAAGGAAGUGUAUGAAAAAUGUCCAAAUAUGACACACUUUUAAUAGAGCUCUACUAUUCUAAUUUAUGUUCUCAAAUUUUCUACAUUUUAGCCUCAAUUUCAGACAAUUAGGAGAUACAAAAAAGCGACUCCUCUAAUCCUCAUCAGGACUUCGAAACAUUUUAUUCAAAUGAGAGCUUUUUAGAUUUUAAAUGUCAGCAGUGAAUCAUCUUAUCCACAACUUUGUGUCCCGUCUGAAAUUAUGACAUCCUACUGGAAAGCAGCUCUGAAAAAAGCUGUUUCUGUAUCUAAUUUAUUCUUUUUUCUUACAUAAGAAAAAUUUAAAAAGGAUUGGCAUGCAAUUUUAUGAAACUUUUCUUCUUUAUAAUAAUUUUUUGUUUAGCUAUAGUGAACACUUGCAUAAUGUGAGGGGAAUAAACUAAUAACAGGCAGAAAUAAAUGAACAUGGAGCCAUCUCAUUAGAUUAAAUGUGUAGAAAUUAUAUAUUUGUAAUAAUAUAUAAAUAAAAUUGAAAGCAUAUAA